AUGUCGGCAGCACAGGGCAGCGCCGCACCGGCUGCCGCGCCAGCUGCACCUGCACCUGUGCCGAGCCUUAAUCGCCACCAGUACGCCCAGCAGCAACAACAGCAACAGCAGCAACAGCGCAACGGUGACAGCCAUGCGCGACCGACCCACAUCACCCUCCCGCCAAACGGGCUGGCGCAGCUUUCGAUCCAGCUCGCCGCGGCGUCCAAGCCGGCGCGCAACCUGUCCAAGUCGGCGCCGACGAGCCCCAUGGCCCGGCCCCGUGUCGACCUCGCACCGCUGAGCACCAUCACACCCAUCGACCUUGGACGCGCAGACCCCAUGGCCAACGCCGGCGGCGGCGGCGGCUCGCACUCGCCCGCGCCUGCGCCUGGCGCCCUCGCCGCCUCCCGAACCUCACCGCACCAACGUGCCGGCGCCCUCCUCCAACAACCACAACACUACCCCUCCGCGGAAGCGCAGGCGCAGGCCCAAGCCGCACGUGUCCGCCUCUCGCCAGAGCUCGCAAUGCUUGCUCUCCGCCAGUCGCCAGAGCUGCUGAUGCAGCCCAUCCCAGCAGCAGCAGCUGGCUCAUCGCGCACGUCGCCCCCUAACCGGCAGUACCCGAUGGGCGCCUUCCCCGGCAAUGGCCCGGUGCCGCCAAUGCCACACCGCGGCGCAACGGUUCCACAGCCGACGGCAAGGGUGCACGGCCGCUCGCGUUCGCGCUCGUCACCGCGCUCGUCGAUCUCGAGCGGAUCUGAGACCGAGACGGAAGUCGACUCGGACUCGACGUUUGUCCCGGGCCGAGUCCGCCACCAGCACUCGAGAUCCCAGCCCGACCUGAGCGCGCUCCGCUCGCGGCGUGAGGUCGAGGGCUGGGCCGACGGCGUGCGUCGGCACCAGCUGGAAGACCGACGCGCCCGCGAGGCCAGAGAGGCCGCGGCGAUCGUAAGCGCCGGCAGUGCCGCAGGGUUCGUGAGGCGCAAGUCGCACGGGCGCAAGACGCCGCCGCCAACACGCCCGCUCGCGCUCAACCCGAGCUACUCGAACGGCUCGGCGUACGCUUCGUCGUCGCAGCCGCUCGGCGCGCUCGGGCUCCGGCACGUGUCGCCGCGCGCGAGCACAAUCAGCAUCCCGCACCUGACACCGAUUACGGCUAGCUCGUCGCCGCGUUCCGACCCGCGCAGUGACAGCUCAGACGACAUGUCGCCCGGCAGCUCGAUCCGCUCCCCUGUCGGCGGCAUGACUGGGAGCGAGGACGCCGACGACGACUUUGGGAGCAACGACUCGCCGUCGAGCGGAUCGAUAUCCUUCUCGCCAAAGUACAGACGGCGGAUGCGGCCCGGCGCGGACGAUAUCGCGCGCGCCGCGGCGCUGGGCCUGCUCCUCGACCCCGGAAACAGUGCCGAUGAGCAGCCACGCCGCUCGAGCAUCGACCUCAAGGCGGCGAGUAUUGAAGCACGGCUGCGCCGCUCGACGUUUGUGUCAUUCCGCCUCCUCGCCGUCGUACCUGCCCUCUGGGGCAUCAGCGUGCUCGGGCACGCGCUCGUGACAGGCUCGCUGUGGCACGACGUCUGGCCGUGGGGCGUCGACUUCUCGCGCGAGGCGCUGGACCGCCUCGUCGCCGGCACACAUCCGUACGAGGGCAUCGAGCGCCCAGUGAACCGGGGCGACAUGACGCUCGCCAUCCUCUGGGCCUUGCUCACGGCGCACUUCUGCUUCUCGCUUGCCACGGGUCUGUCGUACCGCUGGCGCUCGUACUACUCGCCCGCGUCGACCAUGACGCGCCUCAUCUCGCUCCAGUGCCUCUGCUGGCCGGCGACGUACACGACGCUGUGGGUGCUCGGGCCCAAGCGCCCACUCCUCGCGUGGGUCGUCAUCGGCGUAACGACGGCGGUGAGCCGCACGAUCCAGAUGUGGGUCACUUCCAACGUCAUUGUCGACGAGACGGUCUCGCGUGGCAGCUUUGGCAGCUUUGGCCCAAGCAUCAACACGCCCGGCGACAUCACGCCUGGCCCGUUCCGCCGCGUCUCGCCACCGCCCGUGCCUCCGCCCGCGCCCCCAGCCCACCUGUCGGGCUGGGAGGCGUUCGUUUACGGUCGCACGUGGGACUGGGAGAAGAUUGCGCGCAAGGUCGGCUGGAAGGUCGGCUUCAUGCUCCUCGUCACCUUGGCGUGGCUCUUCUAUCGCAUCGAGAACGGGUGGGACGCAAGAGUGCUCGCCGCGCCAACGUUCACCGCGACGGUCACCGUCACCGUCACCGCAACCGCAACCGCAACUGCAGCCGCCAUGCCCACGGUGGUCGGCUAA
Molecule: messenger RNA, 2292 nt
Organism: Vanrija pseudolonga
Lineage: Eukaryota; Fungi; Basidiomycota; Tremellomycetes; Trichosporonales; Trichosporonaceae
Exons: 1
Coding region: 1-2292 (763 amino acids)
Biological process (GO): cellular response to oxidative stress; protein N-linked glycosylation
Cellular component (GO): endoplasmic reticulum membrane
Source: RefSeq, a predicted model, not a curated record